AUGGCCAGAUAUCAGUACCAGAGUGUCCUUGCCAUCCUGUUCCUUGGCCAGUUGGCCAGCGGCCAGUUCCCCGUUCCGCGCCAGCAGAGAUCGCUCUUCGGGCCAGGUCCUCCGCCGGGCUGGAGCAGUGGUGGCCUCAGCCACGGCGGCUGGAGUCCAGCUCCCAGCUUCGAGUUCAGCCACCUGCCGCCACCGUCCAGUCCGCAUGUGACCAAGGACGAGCUGCUGGCCCUGCUGGCCGCCUGGAAGGAUGUGGCCCAGGUGAAGCCCACCACUCAGGCCCCGGAGCCAGAGCCCGAACCAGAGCCGGAGACCACGCCGGCCCCGCCGCCGCCGGAGGACGAGGAUGAGCCGGAGCCGGAGCCAGAGCCGGAGGCCCCAGAAGUCCCGCCAGCUGGCCCGCCGCCCGGUGUGCCCGUCACCGUCUCCCUGCCCGCCCUGGUGCCCAUCCAGCUGGCGGCCAUGUGGCAACAGCCUCAGCCAGGCGCUGCUGCCGGCGGACUGGGUCCGCUCAAUCUCGGGGGACUGGGCCUGGGUGGGGGCAUUGCCUUGAACAACCUCGGCGGUGGAGCGGCGGCAUCGGGAGCAGCUGCAGCUGCCGGAGGCGGAGGAGCUGCAGCAGCGGCCGGAUCCGGAGUGGCCCGUCCCAGAGCCCGGGCAAGGAUCGGAGGAGGAGGAGGAGGACGUGCGUCCAAUGCCCAGCCCGCCAUUCGCUUCCCGGUGGCCAAUCCGCGCAGCUUUACCUCCAACAACUACGUGGCGCCCCGGCCACGUUACUAUCGCGACACCGAGACAAUGCGCAUCAAUGUAAUGGCACCUCCGCCCUAUCAAAUGGCCAAUGUCCAGGGUCCGGUUCAACUGGUGCCCGCCUACUGGCAAUAGUCCCUCCAUCAUUCACCUCUUCAAGUCUUCAAGUCUUACAGUCGUACUGCC
Molecule: messenger RNA, 933 nt
Organism: Drosophila elegans
Lineage: Eukaryota; Metazoa; Arthropoda; Insecta; Diptera; Drosophilidae
Product: translation initiation factor IF-2
Exons: 2
Coding region: 1-882 (293 amino acids)
Source: RefSeq, a predicted model, not a curated record